Molecule: messenger RNA, 5227 nt
Organism: Pangasianodon hypophthalmus (striped catfish)
Lineage: Eukaryota; Metazoa; Chordata; Actinopteri; Siluriformes; Pangasiidae
Gene: pola1
Product: polymerase (DNA directed), alpha 1
Biological process (GO): mitotic DNA replication initiation; DNA replication; lagging strand elongation
Cellular component (GO): alpha DNA polymerase:primase complex
Molecular function (GO): purine nucleotide binding; DNA-directed DNA polymerase activity; DNA replication origin binding
Source: RefSeq, a predicted model, not a curated record
UCUUUUUACGACACUUCCGGGAUAUGACUUUUUCCCCGGGAAGGCGAUUUGGCGCGGAGUUUGUUGUUUUGGUUUCUUUCUCUGUCACUGUGAAAUUUCUUAAAGCAAAUGGCGCCGGUUUCUAAUCCAGAGAAAGAUGCAGACAGCGCGGAUUACGACGACGGGGCCACUUGCGGUCUCGCUGCGUCCCGCUCCAGACGAGAGAGAAAAGAGAAAGUGGGCCGUAAAUCCGCCUUGGAGCAGAUUAAAAGAGCCAAAAAGGGCGAGAAGGUGAAAUAUGAGGUGGAGGAGGUGAAGAGCGUGUACGAGGAGGUGGAUGAGGAUCAGUACUCGCGGAUGGUCCGGGAGAGACAGGACGACGACUUCAUCGUUGAUGACGAUGGAGCAGGUUACAUAGAAGAUGGCAGAGAGAUCUUUGAUGAAGAUCUGGAGGAUAAGAGUUUGGAAACGAGCUCCAAAAACAGGUCUGGUGCUAAAGGAGGAGACGGCAAGAAUGCCAAGAAAGCGUCCGUGACUAAACCCAACAGCAUCAAGAGUUUGUUCUUGAACAGCAACGUCAAAAAACCCGUCGAGAAAAAUGUGGACCUGUCCAAAGACGAUCUGCUGGGAGACAUUUUGGAGGAUCUGCACUCUGAGAAACCGGUGCUUCUCACUCCUCCGCCUGUCAUCACCCUGAAGAAAAAGAAAGCGCUGGGAUCACCCAUGAACCCUUUCUCCGUCCAAACACAAAGCUCCAAGGAGUCGCCUGUAGCUCCGGCGUCAAAGCCCAAGCAUGCCGUGAUUCGCCCGCCUCCGUCUGAUCUCACGCCUAAACCUGCGUCUAAACCUGCGUCUAAACCUGCGUCUAAACCUGCGUCUAAACCUGCCCCCUCCAUCCAACCCCAGAAACCCAAGGUGGAGGAACCUGAGGAAGCGUGCGACUCGUUAGAUUUUGACGAGGUGGACUUUGAUGAGCCGAUGGAGCUGGGGACCGAGCAGCAGCAGCAGCAGGAAACGGCGGUUAAGGCGGAGACGGAGACGGAGGCGAAGCCCGGCGUUAAAAUGGAGCCGAAAACCGAACCCGAGGACGAGGUGUUGAUAUCAGGCAUGAUGGGCGACUCGUGCUGGGGGAAGAUGGAGGAGGACGAGGUUGAUGAAUCUCCCGUGGAGGUGCAGGUGGACUCCAGUCAGCUGCCGAUGGUGGAAGGAGCUGAUGGAGAAACCGUGUUCCGCUUUUAUUGGCUGGACGCUUUCGAGGAUCAGUUCAACCGACCAGGUGUGGUGUAUCUGUUCGGGAAGGUGUGGAUUGAAUCCGCUAAAGCCCACGUCAGCUGCUGCGUGGCCGUGAAAAACAUCGAGAGGACGAUGUACUUCUUGCCGAGAGAGCGCAAAGUGAACCUGGCGACUGGCGAGGAGACGGACGUUCCUGUCGGAAUGAUGGACGUCUACCAGGAGUUUAACAGCCUCUCGGAAAAAUACAAAAUAAUGAAGUUCAAGUCCAAGAAAGUCGAGAAGAACUACGCCUUUGAGAUUCCGGACGUUCCUACGCAGUGCGAGUACCUGGAAGUGCGAUACUCUGCCGAGAUGCCCCAGCUGCCGUCCGAUCUAAAAGGCUCCACCUUCUCGCAUGUCUUUGGUACAAACACCUCCAGCUUGGAGCACUUCCUCCUCAGCAGGAAGAUACGAGGACCCUGCUGGCUUGACGUUAAGACCCCUCAGCUGUGCAGCCAGCCGAUGAGCUGGUGCAAAGUGGAGGCCAUUGCUCUGAGAAGCGACCUGAUCUCAGUGAUGAAGGACCUGCCUCCUCCUCCGCUCGUCGUCAUGUCCAUCAGCCUGAAGACCGUUCCCAACCCGAAGACCCACCACAAUGAGAUCGUGUCUCUGGCUGCUCUUAUUCAUUACAAGUUUCCUCUGGACAAGGCGCCUCCACGCAUCCCGUAUCAGACCCACUUCUGUGUGGUGAGCAAACCCACAGACUGCAUCUAUCCGUACGACUUCAAGGACGCGGUUAAGAAGAAGAAUGGGAUUGUAGAGAUUGCAGCGACAGAACGCACUCUUUUGGGCUUCUUCUUGGCCAAGCUGCACAAGAUCGAUCCUGACGUUUUGGUGGGUCACGACAUCUUGGGCUUUGACCUGGAAGUGCUGCUGCAGAGAAUCAACAUGUGCAAGGUGCCAUUCUGGUCCAAAAUAGGGCGGCUGAGGCGGGCCAACAUGCCCAAACUCGGGGGCCGAGGUGGAUUCGCGGAGAAGAGCGCCGCCUGUGGCCGUCUCGUGUGUGACGUCGAGAUCUCCGCUAAGGAGCUGAUUCGCUGUAAGAGUUACCACCUGACCGAGCUGGCAGCGCAGAUCCUGAAGACGGAGCGAGCCGUGGUGCCUCCUGAGAACAUCAGGAACUUCUACAGUGACUCUCCUCACCUGCUCUACCUGUUGGAACUCACCUGGAUGGACGCCAAGCUCAUUCUGCAGAUCAUGUGUGAGCUCAACGUGCUUCCUCUGGCGCUUCAGAUCACCAACAUCGCCGGCAACGUCCUGUCUCGGACGCUGAUGGGCGGACGCUCGGAGAGGAACGAGUACCUGCUGCUUCACGCCUUCCACGAGAAGAACUACAUCGUUCCAGACAAGCAGUUCAUGAAGAAACAUCAACAUGAACCUGGUGAGGAUGAUGAUGUAGAUGCAGGGAAGAGCAAGUCUGGGAAGGUGAGGAAGAAGGCUGCGUAUGCUGGAGGUCUGGUCCUGGAACCUAAAAUUGGUUUUUAUGAUAAGUUCAUUCUGCUGCUGGACUUCAACAGUCUGUAUCCAUCCAUCAUCCAGGAGUUUAACAUCUGCUUCACUACGGUUCAGCGAGAGGCGUCCAGCUCACGCAAAAAGACUGAGGACGAUGACGCGGAUGAGAUUCCGGAGCUUCCGGACCCGGAUCUGGAGAUGGGCGUUCUUCCGAAGGAGAUCCGUAAGCUGGUGGAGCGCAGGCGGCAGGUCAAACAGCUGAUGAAGCAGCCUGAUCUGAACCCUGACCUUUACCUGCAGUAUGAUAUCAGACAGAAGGCUCUGAAACUCACCGCUAACAGCAUGUACGGGUGUCUGGGCUUCUCCUACAGCCGCUUCUACGCCAAACCUCUGGCUGCUCUGGUCACACACAAAGGUAGAGAGAUCCUAAUGCACACCAAAGACAUGGUUCAGAAGAUGAAUCUGGACGUGAUUUACGGAGACACCGACUCCAUCAUGAUCAACACCAACAGCUCCAACCUGGACGAGGUCUUCAAACUGGGCAACAAGGUGAAGAGUGAGGUGAAUAAACUGUACCGGCUGCUGGAGCUCGACAUCGACGGCGUGUUUAAGUCCCUGCUGCUGCUGAAGAAGAAGAAGUACGCCGCUCUGAUGGUGGAGCCGCAGGGAGACGGUCGCUACACCACCAAGCAGGAGCUGAAAGGCCUGGACAUCGUGCGCAGGGACUGGUGCGACCUCGCCAAGGAGUGCGGCAACUACGUGAUUGGUCAGAUUUUGUCGGACCAGAACCGGGACACGAUCCUGGAGAACAUCCAGCAGCAUCUGAUCGAGGUUGGUGAGAAGGUGGCCAACGGCAGCGUCCCUCUCAACAUGUUCGAGAUCCACAAGGCCCUGACGAAGGACCCUCAGGACUACCCGGAUAAGAAGAGUCUCCCUCAUGUGCAUGUGGCUCUGUGGAUCAACUCUCAAGGAGGCCGGAAGGUCAAAGCAGGAGACACCGUGUCCUACAUCAUCUGUCAGGACGGCUCGAAUCUGGCAGCCAGCCAAAGAGCGUACGCUCCAGAGCAGCUCCAGAAGCAGCCGGGUCUGAGCCUGGACACGCAGUACUACCUCUCGCAGCAGGUUCACCCCGUGGUGGGGCGAAUCUGUGAGCCCAUCGAGGGCAUCGAUGCCGUCCUGAUCGCCACCUGGCUCGGUCUGGACCCGGGGCAGUUCCGGGCGCAGCAGCGGCAGCAGCGAGAGGAGGAGUCGGACGGUUUCCUGGGCGUCCCGGCUCAGCUGACAGACGAAGAACGGUACCGCGAUUGCGAGAGGUUCUCCUUCACCUGUCCCGAGUGCGGCACGGAGAACAUCUACGACAGCGUGUUUGAGGGAGCGGGGAGCGUGAUGGAACCGAGUCUGAAGCGCUGCUGUCACGUCCCCUGUAACGCGAGCCCGCUUCAUCACACGGUUCAAAUCAGCAACAAACUGCUACUGGACAUCCGGAGACACAUCCGCAAGUACUACAGCGGAUGGCUGCUGUGCGAGGACCAGGCGUGUGGAAACCGGACACGUCGUCUCCCCAUUGCGUUCUCACGUUCAGGACCGAUCUGUCCCGUCUGCUGCAAGUCCACCCUCAAACCUGAGUAUUCCGAGAAGGCGCUCUACAACCAGCUGAGCUUCUACAGGUUCAUCUUUGAUUGGGAAUACGCCGUCACCAAAGUCCUGCAGGGAGACGAGAAAAUGAAAUUCAAGAAAUACUACAACGAAGAGAGAGAAGUGUAUAAGAAGCUGAAGGCGGUGGUGGACCGCGUCCUGGCGUCCAGCAGCUACUCCGAAGUCAACCUCGCCAAGCUCUUCCAGGCCUUUACGUCGUUAAAGUAAUGUUUUAUUAGCGUAGCGUCUUUCAGGUGAUUGUCGAAACCAGGAUUAGUUUCCGUACACAUGUAUAUACCUGUGUUGUGUGCGAUUCUGAUUUUUUUUUUUUUUUUUGUAUUUUUUGGACAAUCUGUAGUGCUUACCUUAUAUCACCUGUAUUGCUGGUGGUCGUGAUGAUUGCCUCGCUCGUCAAGAGCUUCCUUGAUUGGCUGCUUGUCACUCAACGUCUUUCAUCAUGUCCAUUUAGUAGCCCUGUGUCCUGGUCUUUAAUCGAUCCCAAUUCGGUGGGAAAAUGGACAUGAAGAGAGACUAAAGACCCAUAAAAACACCAGCACACUCAACCCAACCUCUCCCCCUCUCCCCCUCUCCCCCUCUCCCCCUCUCCUCCUCUUCGUUCCUCCACACACAACGAGGGAACAAUCAGGGGUAAUAACUUCUCUCCACCACCACAGGUCCUUGACUGCGUAGCAAUUAGCCAAUGAUACAGGCUUGGUCUGGUGAUUGGAGGAGCUGGGACAGAUUGGACGCUCGUGUUGGACAUUACCUCUACUUUUAUACUUUUUUUACAUGUUGAUUUUAUUUGUUGUUGUUGAUCUGAGUGAAUGUCUGAUCACGUCUCUGUUAAAUGAUUUUAUACUCCAAGUUAAAUAAAGUGAUUUACGAACAA